Messenger RNA from Oncorhynchus mykiss (rainbow trout), 2970 nucleotides. Its product is annotated as transmembrane protein 236-like. NCBI's taxonomy places the organism in Eukaryota, Metazoa, Chordata, Actinopteri, Salmoniformes, Salmonidae. The record is from RefSeq and is a predicted model, not a curated record.
UUCCUCCCUCCUUCCCUUUUUCUUCUCUUCAUGUCUCCCCUACACUCAUUUCUGUCUGGUCUGGAAGGGGAUACAUCAUCUCUACAUCUGCUUUAUGGCUUUUGGUUGCAGUCCAACACUGUUGUGCCACACUGCUGGCAGAGUGUUGCAGAGGACCACUAGAUGGGGAUGUGUAGUCAUGGCAGAAUAAACAUGCAACUCACAGGACAGCCAAAUGAAAAGAGUGUGCUCUCUCCACUGCUCCUUUAAAUAACAUGGGACUGCAAGUGUUUGGCGUGGUCCUUGACGAUUCUGCUCCAUAGGUAUAUUUUCUCUAGGUUUCACAUCUCUUCCCAGGAGUCACACUCUUUCUGAAAUAUAGUACCCUUGAAGGGCCAGAGAGAGAGAGAGACAAAUUGUUUGCAACAGUCAUAUAUAAAGAGGUUAGCGGGGCAGUCACAUCACACCGUCAUGACUGCGGCGAUAAAGGUACACAAUGCCUAGUGCAGUGUAAGCAAACGGCAGAACAGCGAGCGGGAGCUGUGGCGUGUGGAAAAUGCUAGUGGACACGGACAAUGCAACAGGCUCAGGCCUGACUAGCCCUCAGAGGGACAGGGGUCGCCUCACUGCGGACAACAGCCCCCUCUCUCCCUCCCUCCCUCUGAGGGCUAGCCAGCGCAGGGGCUGCCACAGCAUGGCCUCGGGGAGGACGCUGAAGUUCGCCCUGUGCGAGGUUCUGCAGUUUGUAGGCCUGUGCGUGCCGCUCUUCAUCGUCAUGCAAAGGUUCGCCCUCAUCGUGGCGCGGGUCAAGAGCAUGGCGCAGCCGCCUGGCGACGCCAGCACCGCCUACUGGCUCAUCGUGGCCUCCUCUAUCGCCUAUGUCACCUCCACAGCCCUGCUGGUCUGGGUGCCCAUGAAGUACAUGGUGUUCACAAAUAAGAAGUUUCUUGUCGGCAGGAAGAAGUGGAGGCCAGUGGCACUGGUCUAUGUGAUCCUCUCCACAUUACCCUGCUUUGCCUUUCUCAUCGCCAGCUCAGAGGUGCAGAUCAAUAACAGUAUAAGGCAGGACACGUUCGCAGAGCUCCCCGUGUCGCUGAUGCUCUUCUCCCUCAUCUGCAUCGAUAUCCUGGAGAGGAUCCGCCACUGUCGACUCACUGGACAUGCUAAUGAAUUGGACCGAGAUGCUGAGAUCCCUUCCAAUGUCCUCACACACGUGGAGCACCUACGUGGAACCCCAGUGACACCAGUAAACCCAGCAAACCCUGCGUCACCCGUAACGCCAGCUGUGCCCGGGCAACCUGCACAACCAGGGCAACCUGGUGGUCCAAAUGGGCAGGACCAGAACGGGGCGGGCUCACGACCAGAGGCCAAUGGGACUUUCCAGGGGAUGUCAGGUAACCAGAUACCAGGGAGACAGUUUAGCAUUUCAGGCCUGAGCUCACGCUCGGCACGCUCAGCACGUUCGGCACGCUCUGCACACUCUGUCAGCACGUCGGUGGACCGUGGAGUCUCACCAAAUGCGUACACAGGGCCGCUGCACUUCCUGUGUGCCAGCGAUGCCCGAGCCGAGGUAUUUGUGGACAGCUUUCUGUUCUGGAUGGACACAGUGGAGAUGGUGAGGGUGGCUGGGCACCCAGCGGUCUACUACUCGGGCUGGGUGUUCCCUAUCUACAUCUUUAGCUACCUGUCGUGCCUGCGGCUGGUUGUCAUGCCCCACAGUCCCCUGCUAUCAUCACUAGGCGUGGCCCUGCAGGAUUUGCCCUUCCUGUUUGUGCGUAUCGGCCUCAUCGCCUUCUUCGGCUUUGUCACUCCCCUCCUCUACCUGAUGAAGAACCUGCUCGUCUGCCUGGCCUUCAUCUACUUCAACUUUAUGACCAAGCUGAGGGUCUUCAACACCGAGAGGAUGUUCUGAUCUGAGUCGCCAGCCAAGGAUGAGAAAAAAACAAUGGACAACAACCCACUGGGUUUCCACAAAACUGGUUUCCACAUCAUUUCAAUCCCCCCCAAAACUGUAAGGGAAUUUAUUUAUUUGUUUUUACAUUUUUUUUUUUUUAACCUAAAUCCAAUGUCAUGGUGAUAUUUUUUGUUCAUUUCACAUUGUAUUCACAACUCAACCAAAUGUAAAUCAAAACUAGACGUUGAAAUUACGUCUGUGCCCAGUGGAAAUGGAGUUCAUAACAGAGACACCAAACCAAAACAACAACUGACUCACGCAGCGAUGAGAAGAGAUGGAGCGGAUUCCUGUGUUCGGCACAGCAAAGAGAGAUUGAUCCAUUUCAUAAUGAUGAUUCUGAUUAAAGGAGGGACAGGAUGACAAUUGUGGAGCUUUUUGCAGGCUAAAAGGGAACUCUUUGGCAAUGUGUUCCCGUAAAGGGGAUGGAGGACAUUGACUGUCAGAGGACUAUGUGUUGUCUUGGUGUUAUCUUAUUUCCUAUUUGUUCAACGUUGUUUUUUACCCCGCAACUCUCCUUGCCCCCUUGUCCCCAACCUGAACCAUGGCACUUUGAGAAUGUAAAGAACCUGUCAUGUCACUUACAGAUUUGAUAACAGAUAAUAUAUGAUGUUUCUAUUCUAUUACCAUAAAGUGCAGUGAAUUGUGUAAGAAUAUACAUCCAUGUUGUUAUACAUCCCAGAUUUUCUUCCCUUGCUAGGUUAUCAUAUCCACACAUUUAAAACAAAGCGUGAGUUUGUACAAAUGAAACAUAUUUUUGGGUGUAAAAAUGUAUAAAGACAAAUAGAAAAUCGGAGAGAAAAAAAAUACAUCUGUUUUAUGAUAUGAUUUCACGUGAGCAUGAACUGUGUAUGACUGCAUUUAUAUGCGUGUGUUACCGGCCUCAGUCUGUAGGUGGCCUGUAAUAGUAAAAAGAACGGACACACGUUUACGUUUGCCAAGAUCUGUCGCUUUCUAUAUUAUGACGAUUUUUUUUGUCUUCUACAAUUGUCUUUUUUCUUGUACGUACACUACCGGCCAAAAGUUUUAGAACACCUACU